This is a messenger RNA of Neomonachus schauinslandi (Hawaiian monk seal), 3549 nucleotides long. RefSeq names its product acyl-CoA oxidase 1 (gene ACOX1). Gene Ontology annotation, biological process: fatty acid beta-oxidation using acyl-CoA oxidase; lipid homeostasis; very long-chain fatty acid metabolic process. The record is from RefSeq and is a predicted model, not a curated record. The transcript is spliced from 14 exons. Bases 110 to 2095 code for a protein of 661 amino acids. Gene Ontology annotation, molecular function: fatty acid binding; FAD binding. Gene Ontology annotation, cellular component: peroxisome. NCBI's taxonomy places the organism in Eukaryota, Metazoa, Chordata, Mammalia, Carnivora, Phocidae.
CUUGGGGCUGCUUUCAGGGUCCGACCCGCGCUGGAGCUGCGGACACCCGUCGCCGACGCUGCCGCCGCCGUUUUGACCCGGGCCGCCACCGCCGCUGCGUGUCGCCACCAUGAACCAAGAUCUUCGCAGGGAGCGGGCAGCCGCCAGCUUCAACCCGGAGCUGCUCACUCACGUCCUGGACGGCAGCCCCGAGAACACCCGGCGCCGCCGAGAGAUCGAGAACCUGAUCCUGAAUGACCCAGACUUCCAGCACGAGGACUUGAAUUUCCUCACUCGCAGCCAGCGUUACGAGGUGGCUGUUAGGAAGAGUGCCAACAUGGUGAAGAAGAUGAGGGAGUUUGGCAUCGCGGACCCAGAGGAAAUCAUGUGGUUUAAAAAUUUUGUGCACCGAGGGCGGCCUGAGCCUCUGGAUCUCCACUUGGGCAUGUUCUUGCCUACUUUACUUCACCAGGCAACCGCGGAGCAGCAGGAACGCUUCUUCAUGCCCGCCUGGAACUUGGAGAUCAUUGGCACUUACGCCCAGACAGAGAUGGGCCAUGGAACUCAUCUCCGAGGCUUGGAAACCACAGCCACUUACGAUCCUGAAACUCAGGAGUUCAUUCUCAACAGCCCUACUGUGACCUCCAUCAAGUGGUGGCCUGGCGGACUUGGGAAGACUUCAAAUCAUGCAAUAGUUCUUGCCCAACUCAUCACUAAGGGGAAAUGCUACGGAUUACAUGCCUUCAUCGUACCUAUUCGUGAAAUUGGGACCCAUAAGCCUUUGCCAGGUAUUACCGUGGGAGAUAUCGGCCCCAAAUUUGGCUAUGAUGAGAUGGAUAAUGGCUACCUGAAGAUGGACAAUUAUCGUAUUCCCAGAGAAAACAUGCUGAUGAAGUAUGCCCAGGUGAAGCCUGAUGGCACGUACGUGAAACCUGUGAGUAACAAGCUGACCUACGGGACCAUGGUGUUUGUCAGGUCCUUCCUUGUAGGAGAAGCCGCUCGGUCUCUGUCUAAGGCUUGCACCAUUGCCAUCCGGUACAGCGCUGUGAGGCACCAGUCCGAAAUCAAGCCAGGUGAACCAGAACCACAGAUUUUGGAUUUUCAGACCCAGCAGUAUAAACUCUUCCCACUCCUGGCCACUGCCUAUGCCUUCCAGUUUGUAGGUGCGUACAUGAAGGAGACCUACCAUCGAAUUAAUGAGGACAUUGGCCAAGGGGAUCUGAGUGAACUGCCUGAGCUCCACGCCCUCACUGCCGGCCUGAAGGCUUUCACUUCCUGGACAACUAAUGCUGCUAUCGAAGCCUGUCGGAUGGCAUGUGGCGGACAUGGCUACUCUCACUGCAGUGGCCUUCCAAAUAUCUAUGUCACUUUUACCCCCACCUGCACCUUUGAGGGAGAGAACACUGUCAUGAUGCUGCAGACGGCUAGGUUCCUGAUGAAAAGUUACGACCAAGUGCACGCAGGGAAGUUGGUGUGCGGCAUGGUGUCCUACUUGAAUGGCCUGCCCACUCAGCGCAUCCAGCCGCAGCAGGUAGCAGUGUGGCCAGCUGUGGUGGACAUCGACAGCCCCGACAGCCUAACGGAAGCAUACAAACUUCGUGCGGCCAGAUUGGUGGAAGUUGCUGCAAAAAACCUUCAAAAUGAAGUGAUUCACAGAAAAAGCAAGGAGGUAGCAUGGAACCUAACUUCCGUUGACCUUGUUCGAGCAAGCGAGGCACAUUGCCACUAUGUGGUAGUUAAGCUCUUUUCAGAAAAACUCCUCAAAAUUGAAGAUAAAUCUGUCCACGCUGUCUUAAGGAAUUUGUGUCUCUUGUAUUGUCUGUAUGGAAUCAGUCAGAAGGCAGGGGAUUUUCUUCAGGGAGGUAUCAUGACAGAGUCUCAGAUUACCCAAGUAAAUCAGCGCAUAAAGGAGUUGCUGAUUGCAAUUCGCCCAGAUGCUGUUGCUUUGGUGGAUGCGUUUGAUUUUCAAGAUGUGACACUCGGCUCUGUGCUUGGCCGUUAUGAUGGGAAUGUGUAUGAGAAUUUGUUUGAGUGGGCCAAGAAAUCCCCACUGAACAAAUCAGAGGUCCAUGCGUCUUACUUCAAGUACCUGAAACCACUGCAGUCCAAGCUCUGAAGGGUCGUGGGGACAAGUGCAAUUCGCUCCAGAAAGAGCUGGACUCGACACCCCUUACACUUGUCACACAAAGCUGCUUGGGAUCUUGACCAAACUCAGAGAGCUAUAGAGCAAAUGAUAAAUUGAGCCCUUUCCUCUUUUUAUAAAUGAAGAAAAAAAUGAACAGAUUUCAGAGAUUAAAUGGAAAAAACGGAUGUGUUUUAAGUGCCAUUAACACUGCACGAGGCCUGUUGGGCAUCAAAAGAGCUUUAAGAGAUGCAGCAUGACUUCGAUCUGUGGUGCUGCUGAGCCCAGUAGGCCGUGACCUCGGAUAAUUCGUAGAAUGUAACUACUAAGUAGUUAGUUAUUUUCACCUCUUAAUUGCUAAUCACUGGAUCUGUAAGUGUUUUUAAGCAAAGGUAUUUUUUAAGUGGGGUCAGGCCCUUCCCACCUUUUCUGCUAAAUGUUCUUCCGCUCCUGCCAUGGGCCCUGGCCAAGAAACAGGACUGAAGAGAAGGGAUUCGGGGAAAGAAACAAAUCAGGAAACUUAGCGUGAGUGAAAUGUGUGCCUGACAUAUGGACAUGACUUCUGCCCGCUUGCCCCUCUUUGCCGACCUGUUGUUACCACCUAACUAGUCGCGGUAGCAUCUUCCCAGCACAAGGGGAACGCCAGCGCAGGGCUAGCAUAGGAUCACUGUCCCGUGUCGUUAGGAAUUAAUCUUCCAUUCGAGGGAUCCCUAAAUCAUCGGUGUGGUAGCACAGCAGCUCACUUUGUCCCAAAACUUCUUGGGAAGGGGCAAAAUGCAAAAUCAUCUGUGCAUUUGACACCUGGCAACUGAUGGCACCUCCAUCAGUGGUGAUUCAUCUCCCUCCCCCUCGCCCUGUCCUGGAAGAGAUGCUAAGAAACAAGAAGGGGUCACAGUUCCUUUGUAGUAGAAUGCAUACAGGGAGAGCUCUCUUAGUUGCAGUUACUGUGACUGUGGUGUCCCUACCAACUGGUUUUUCUGGAACAAUCCAGAUUUUCUGUUUUGCCAUUUGUCAUAAGCCGUUACAGUGCUUGGAGCUCACAGUGUCUGGCCGUACAAAGAUAGAAGCAUCACUCAGGCCACCUCUUCUGCCCAGGAGUACCACAGAAAACUCCUUUGACAAACCAUGUCUUCUGGUUUUUGGAUAUAAGUCACUGAAUCAAUAUAAUCAUCGAAACUAUGGCUAAAGGAUAAAUGCAAGUUCCAUAGAAUCGCUUUCCUAUUGUACAUUGGCUUUAUUUUCAGUCUUUUUCUAGGAGCUUGAUCUGAAUUGUGACAUUGUCCUUUGAGCUGAAAUCUAAUUUACAAAAUCAUUCUACAUUUAAAGGUUAAAGAUGUACUUCCUAAUGAAGGUUUUUCGUAAAAUCGAUGUAAAACAGCAUCACUUGAUUUUUUUUUUUUUUUUAAGAUUUUAUUUAUUUAUUUGACAGAGAGAGAGACCGUGAGAGG